Messenger RNA from Drosophila serrata, 1617 nucleotides. RefSeq names its product putative transporter svop-1. Lineage: Eukaryota; Metazoa; Arthropoda; Insecta; Diptera; Drosophilidae. The record is from RefSeq and is a predicted model, not a curated record. Gene Ontology annotation, cellular component: membrane. Gene Ontology annotation, molecular function: transmembrane transporter activity. Gene Ontology annotation, biological process: transmembrane transport.
CAUUAAAUUUAGUAUGUAAUGAAGAGGUCUGUAACUUUAUGUCAAAGCUGGGUUACUCAGCAAACUGUUUUUAAGCUUCAACUGACGUGACUGAUGCGACGAAAACACGAAAUGUAACACUGCCUGGAUUGUGAUGACCGAUAUAGAUGAGGCUUUCACACUGAUGGGCUUUGGCCGGAUGCAGAUAUGUGUAUUCAUUACCUGCUUCCUCCUCCAAAUGUGGGCAAACAAUGAGCAGAUGGGCUUUGCCGUGGUGGUGGCAGCGGCCACUUGUGACCUCGAAAUCUCAAAUGAGCGUGUCAGCUGGCUUAUGGUUUGCAAUUUCGGCGCCCAGAUGGUACUCUCGCUGGUUUGGGGUGAGAUAUCGGAUCGAUAUGGCAGGCGGAAGGCGAUCAUAAGCACGUGUCCUGGUGCCCUAUUGGCGUCCUUGCUGUCGGCAUUUAUGCCAGAGUUCUGGUCCUUCUUGGUCAUGCGUGUCCUUACGGGUGCCCUGUUGGGUGGACCCGUGGGCGUCAUGAUGACCUAUCUGGGCGAGUUAACAAAGGUAUCGCUUCGCCCCAAGGUCCUAAAUUAUUCCAACUAUGCAUUUGGUCUCAGCCUGAUUCAAGUGCCGGCACUGGCCAUUGUGAUUCUUCCUUUGAAAACGGGUCCAUUGGAAAGCUGGCGUGCAUUGCACUUGACAAGUAUGUUUCCUGGACUUUGUGGCACGAUUGCGAUGCUAUUUUUGCCAGAGAGUCCCAAGUUCUACUUGUCCAUACAUCAGGAGGCGAAGGCCAUGAAAACAAUGGAGAGGAUUUGUCGGUGCAACAAAGGCAAGCAUGUUACACUGGCCACCUUGGGCAUUGAAUCGAUUACGCAGCCUCGCUUGGAGACCCCAGAUAAAGGACACUGCACCAAGUCUAAGACUUUGUUGACUAAAUACCGCAACUACAUGCUUCUGAUGAUGUUUAUCAUUGUCAUCCAUUCUGGAAUGGGCUUUGGCCUACCCAUUUGGAUGCUGCGCAUCAGAGUGGCAAUGCAGUCGAGAAAAGAAGGACCCACUAUGUGCGAGCACAUGCGGGAAACGACUGCAGCGAGGAUCAUCCAGUGUGACCUGCAGCUCAGCGACUUGUUAGAUGUCAUCAUCCAUGGUUUCGUGGUUUUAGGUUUCUUUAUAGUCACAAGUCUUCUCCUGUUCAUCCUGUCGCGACGAGUGGUAAUGCUUUCCUAUAUUGGCAUAGCGAUCAUUGGCGGCAUUAAUCUCAACUUUGCAAGGAAUAACCAUUUGAUACUGAUAUGUUUCUUUGCGUUGAUUGAUGCCCCACUGUGCUGCCUGAGGCUGUUAGUGACAUUCCUCAUAGACCUGAUACCAACGCACCUGAGGGGCAAGGCCAUGGCAAUUCUCUUUAUGAUGGGACGCAUUGGGGUUUUGUCAACCAGUGUGUUUGUGGGCUAUACCUUGGGCUGGAAUUGUCAUGCUACCUUCAAUACCUUAAUGAUCAUUCUGGCAGCGUCUGGUAUUCUUGUCUUUAUGUUACCUUCGGAUCGUCGCAUUCAGGCGAUGUAUAAAUCAUAAAAAAUUCUAUUCAUAAGUGAUUUCUUAUCGACGACCUUUAAUAAAAAACAAUUGUGAGUUGA